Phodopus roborovskii (desert hamster) is the source of this 641-nucleotide messenger RNA. RefSeq names its product maestro (gene Mro). Lineage: Eukaryota; Metazoa; Chordata; Mammalia; Rodentia; Cricetidae. The coding region runs from base 1 to 591 and encodes 196 amino acids. Gene Ontology annotation, cellular component: cytoplasm. The transcript has 5 exons. The record is from RefSeq and is a predicted model, not a curated record.
AUGGAACAAACACAGAGACUCCUGAGCCAGCCCCCUCCCAUCCCUACUUCCCAGGCCAAGAAGAAAAGGAUAUUGGUGCGAUCUUUCUUUUCCAAGGUCUCUUGGAAACUGAGGUUUCUGAAGCCGGAUCCUUUGGAGAAUGUGCUUUUCAUCUUGGCAGAAAGAGCCCGGGAUCCUAAUGCUAAAAAGCGCCAUCUGGCAAUGAGAGGCCUGGGCACCGUGGCCAGUGAAGCCCCUGACAAGCAGGUGAGAAAGUACAAGAAAAUUUUUCUUGACCUCCUGGUGCAUGGACUAUAUGACCCUGUAAGUUCUGAAGUUAUCCAUGAGAGUGUGAAGACUCUGACCAUCAUGCUGGGCAAGAUCCAGGGCCAAGGCCUGGGCUCCUUCUUCAUAGAUAUCACCCUUCAGACCAGGACUUUACUGGAUGAUGCUUGCAAAACGACCAUUCGAGCCUGUGUUCCAUACCUGAAACCCAGGAGUGAGCAGCGUUUCCAAAGUGAAGAAGAUCAAAGGAACCCCAGGCUUUCCCAGCAGCUGAGCCAUUAUCAUCCUGAGGUCCUGCUGUUCUUCUAUGCUAAUAAAAUCCUCUAAGUCCGGAGCAGCAGAGAAAAUGGCUCCAUGUGAGUGCCCAGUUCCGGGCA